Messenger RNA from Mycena citricolor, 2187 nucleotides. The record is from the annotation of a GenBank genome assembly. Lineage: Eukaryota; Fungi; Basidiomycota; Agaricomycetes; Agaricales; Mycenaceae.
CUUGAGGCGGCUGAGCUACUUCAACAACACCACAUCCAAGUUUCCCCGCUCCCUGUGUGUCUUUCAAGCCACCAUCGUCUAUCGUCUGUAUACUUACCAGGUCUAGUCCGCGUGUCCACAUUACCCCGGGCGCGUUUCGGUGUUCUCGCUCUGACUUUGAUCCCCGUCUUGUCGCCGGUCAUCGCCAUGGACGUUCUCGUAGACGAUGGCCACGAAUUGGAGGGCGGAUCUAAAACACCAGUUGUAAGAGGUGCCAGAGCUUGCACUGUUUGCCGGGCAGCGAAGAUGAAGUGUGUGGGUGCAGAGGAUGGACAAAAGCAAUGCCAGCGCUGCAAGCGUGCAAAUGCGGAGUGCGUUUUUGAAAAGCAUCGGCGCGGACGUAAACCAGGCUCCAAGCUGUCUGAGGCAUCGAAGAUGCUCCGACGUCUGGAGCGAGGGCUCCACAGUGCGAAAUUGAAAGCGCAGGUCGUCGAUCAGGGUUUCCCCGCCGAUGGCCGCGAAAUAUAUCCACGAGAAUAUGCGGCGCCGAACACACAUUUUACGAAUAACGAGCUGCCACCCAUCACUUUGCCUGGAGAGUAUGCAAAUGCUGGAUCUUCGCGGCCUGACAUGGAUAUGGACGAGGACGACGAAGCAGACUCGGAGCAUCGCGCGUUAUUCCCAGCCAAGCUCAUCCGCAAGGAGAACCAGCGCAAUUCAUUCUUCCGAACCAUUCUCAAUCCUACCGAAAGCUCAUCUGCAGUUGUCGCGUUACCCAGUCGUCCUUCAUACUCGCCACCUGCCACCACCCGACCAACUUCAUACUCCGAUCCCAUCAACACCGGGAUUCUAGACGAAGAUGGGGCGAAAGUCCUAUUCGAUCUCGUGUUUCUCCGCCUCAAUCCAUUCAUCAACUUGUUCGACCCUGCCCUGCACACGGUGCAAUACGUGCGGUCGAAAUGCCCAUUUUUGUUUACGACUUUGAUCAUGGCUGGGGCCAAGUUCUUUCGAGCGGAGAUCUUCAAGUCGUGUCAGAAAUUGGCCCAUGAGCUCGCUGUUCGGGCCUUUGCGGAUGCACUCAAAAGUGUCGAAGUGGUUCAAGCUUUCGCUUGCCUGACGUAUUGGAAGGAUCCCGACGACAACCGGACAUGGACGUACAUCGGAUAUGCAUGUCGGAUGGCGGUCGAAUUGGGCUUGAAUCGGUACCUGGCGAUACCGCCAUCAAAUGAAAGUGAAUUCAGCAAGCUAGAGCGCCGCAACCGAGAACGGACAUAUCUUGUGUUGUUUAUCCACGACCGCAGUCUCAGUACCCAAACUGGCCGCAGCUGGAUGCUUCCCGAGGACGACCUUGUCCGGCAUGCAAUCACGUGGCACGAGCAAGGCACUGCUCCUCCUCGACCCGAGGAUGUGAUCGUGGCUGCCUUUGUGCAGUUGAGGCGGCUAUCGUCUGAAACCACCGACAUGUUCUAUUCGUCCAAGGGACCGGGUCUCUCCAACGGACCGCACCACGAUGUCAACUACGAUGUCGUGCUACGCAAUUGCAACGGAAAACUGACACAGUGGAUUCGAUAUCUCCGCCCCAGUCUACAAGCCUUAUCGGCGUGCUGCACCAGUGCUUUGGACGGGCUUCGCAUUGUCUCAAAAGACUUCCCGGCCAUGAGCAUGCUGCUUUUGCGCAGCUCCAAUACACUGGCUGAGCUGCAUGAGGGGACUGCUCACGAGAUCCACACUCUCAUUUCAAAGACUGCAGAUGCUUAUGCAGAAGCCGCAGGCUUCCCAUCGACAUCGACUUCUGCCGCCUAUCACUCCCGCUUUCUCCGGAGUCUCCUAGCCAAUGACAUCUUCAAGUCUAGACGGAGUGAAGCAGACCGAUACGAACCUCUGCCGCUUGAUCCGAGGUUACAAGUCACAUCCUAUCCUGCCCAGCAAGUGUCUCCAACGCACGGCGCGCCGCCGCCGUACCACUUCACAGCGUCACCCAUUAGCAGCUUCUCGAGGGAUGAGUAUUCGCCGGACGGAUCAAACUACCAUGCCGACCCCUAUGUUCCAUCGAUCCACCACGCGUCCGAAUUGGACGCUCAUUAUUGGAAAAAUAUGUUCCUCGAACUUGGCUUUGGCGAAAGCCGUGGUCCGGCUGACUCCAAACCUAACUUCGAGUUGUCAUAUCACGUCCAUCCUCAGCCCUACGGCCAUCGACCUGUUGUUUGA